UUUGACAAAAAAAGAAUGAGGGCUCCAAGUGAUGAUUUGAACGAGUCACAAAUGCAGGAUGCCAAGCGUCCAAGAACAAAUCACGGUGAACCUGAACCAAAAUCCAUUGGUGGAGGUAGGCCUAUUAAAAGGUCAACCAGUGGGUCUGGUCUUAGAGGCAAGAGACCAGGACCUACAACCUCUCUGCGGAAGCGAGCUGCAACACCCCCAGCUUCUACCAGUAUUAGAAAGAGGCAGCCCACUCCCCCACCACCAGCUAAAACAAAACCGCCUCCUACAGCUGCAAGAUCGCUUACAAGAACUGCUGCUGCUACCUCUAAGUCUGCGGUGGGACGCCCACAAGCAAGCAAAGCUGCAAAUGCUCAAUCAGCUUCUGGUGCUAUUAGUAAAACCAGCAAAAGAGCAGCGUGGGAUUACAAGGGACGUCUUCAGGAUAUGACGUCAGUCGUGGACUCAAUGAAGAACAGUAAUGCUGAAAUGCAGCAAGUGAUGCUUGAAACUCAAGAAAGAGUCUUGCACUUAGAGCAAGAGAGGCAACAGCUGGAGGGCACUGUACAGGUUAAAGAACGCCUGACCACUGAAACUGAAGAAAAGGUUCGUUCAUUGGAGCAAAAUCUUCGUGAUAGGAGGAUAAGAUUUAUCUUCUUGAGCGCAAAAACUCUCGGUUAGAGAUGGUUCAUGAUGAUUUACAUGCUAAGCUGAGAGUGGCUAAAGAAGAAAAUACUGGCUUGAGAUGUUCCAUUUCAAAAAUGAGCUCUGAGAAAGUUGGACUAGAAUCUGAGCUGAGCAGUUUGAAGCGUAACAAAGAACUAUUAGAGACUAAAUUGAGGGAGAAAGAAGAAGAGUCCCUAACACGUUUGGAAACUAUAAAAUCUUUGGAAACCAAGAUUGAAGAGCGCGAUGCACAGAUCAUGGAUGAUGAAGCACAAAGGAAAAUACUUCAUAACACUAUUCUAGAAUUGAAAGGUAAUAUCAGAGUCUUCUGUCGUGUCAGACCUCUCCUUGAUGAAGAAAUAAGUGGCCAGGCCUUGGCAGCCCCAAUGUCUUUCCCAGACAGAGAACAAAAAGCAAUCGAACUAGAAAAACCAGCUGAAGAGAGUGCUGUUGGAGGCCAGAAAAAAAAAGCUUCAAAAUACGAGUUUGCCUUUGACAGAGUUUUCAGUCCUGAAACGUCACAGAAUGACGUAUUUGAUGAGAUAUCGCAGCUUGUGCAGAGUGCCCUCGAUGGCUACAAUGUGUGCAUUUUUGCUUAUGGACAGACUGGCUCAGGUAAAACUUUCACUAUGGAAGGUCCGGAAAACUGUACUACUGAAACACGUGGUAUGAUUCCCCGGGCAGCGUCGCAGAUAUUUGACAGUUGUGAAAGUUUGAAAGACAUGGGAUGGAAGUAUGAAAUGGAAGCCUGUUUCCUUGAAAUCUACAAUGAAACAAUCCGUGAUUUGCUGGGACCUGCCAAUAGCAAAGAGAAACACGAGAUAAAGUUAUCCGGAAGUAAAAGCUCUGAAGUAGAAGUGACUAAUCUGACCGUUGUCUCACUUAGCAAUGAAAGACAGAUUAACGACCUGCUACAGACAGCAGCACAAAACCGAGCAGUAGCAGCCACUAAAUGUAACGAGAGGUCGUCUCGCAGCCACUCUGUAUUUAUCAUCAGGUUGAAGGGGUUUAACGAACUUACUGGAAACAGCUGUGAGGGUACCUUGAAUCUGGUUGAUUUGGCCGGGAGUGAACGGCUUUCGCAGAGCGGCUCGAAAGGGGAAAGAUUGAAGGAGACUCAGAAUAUCAACAGGAGUCUUGCCGAACUUGGUAAUGUCAUCAUGGCAUUGGCCAAUAAGGAACCUCACAUCCCGUACCGGAAUAGCAAGCUUACACAUCUUUUGCAGAACUCGCUCGGAGGGAAUUCCAAAACGUUGAUGUUUGUGAAUAUUUCUCCAAGAGAAGAGAGCCUUUCUGAAACGUUAUCAUCAUUGCGAUUUGCCACAAAGGUAUGUUUGUCUUGUGUAAUAAUAUAA
Molecule: messenger RNA, 2009 nt
Organism: Saccoglossus kowalevskii
Lineage: Eukaryota; Metazoa; Hemichordata; Enteropneusta; Harrimaniidae
Product: kinesin-like protein klpA-like
Source: RefSeq, a predicted model, not a curated record